AUGCAUGGCGUCCUAAUGCUCGCGCCCAAGCACAACAACAAACCACUACGCAUAUACCGGCAGUUCUCGUCAUCGGCGCCCUUGCUAGGCCCACUUGGCGGGGGCCCGCCUAUCAAUUUUCCCGACGAUCAUCACAUUACGCCCGGCCCGCUUCACUUGCUGUGGGGCAACCUCACAAAUUCGAGACCCCAAACGCUUUCAGACACCAAAGCAGCACACGCCCUCUCGUUGAAAAGCAGCGUAAUUUACUCAAGCGUGUACGCCGCGAACAAUUUGAUCGGCGCCUAUUCAGAAUGCGGCUGCGUGGAUCAAGCGUUCAAGGUGUUUGACGAAAUUCCUCUGAAAAACUCAGCGACGUGGAAUUUGAUGAUCUCUGGCUGUAACAAGAAUUCAUUUUUCGAUCACUCGUGGGAACUUUUCUGCCGGAUGCACAGUGUUGGGAUGGAUAUGGACGACUUCACUUACAGCGCCGUUGUUUCUGCUUGUGGUUCUUUGCGGCACGUGGCGCGUGGGGCCCAGAUUUGUGGGCUGGUUGUGAAAAAUGGGUUCUUUUCAGACGGGUAUGUGAUGGCUGGGGUGAUUGAUUUCUUCGCAAAGUGUUGCAUGGUGGAUUGCGCUUUGAGGGUGUUGUAUGACACUCACUGUGAAAAUAUUGUGUGUUGGAAUGCUGUGGUAUCUGCUGCAGUUAAGAACAAUGAAAAUUUUGUCGCUUUACGAGUUUUCAGACAAAUAUGCUGCCAUGGCUCGUUGGCCCCGAAUGAUUUCACUUUAUCGAGUGUCUUGACCGCUUGUGCUUCGGUUGGGGAGCUCGAAUUGGGUAAAAAUGUUCAUGGGCGCGUGAUUAAAGUUGGCUUCGGGGCUAAUGUUUUUGUUGGGACUGCUAUAGUUGACUUGUACUCUAAAUGUGGGGCUAUGAAUGAUGCUUUCAAGCAAUUUAAGCUAAUGCCAGUACGUAAUGUGGUGUCUUGGACGGCCAUUAUCUCUGGUUUUGCUCGGACGGGUGAUUCGGGUUCUGCUGUUUGGGUCCUUGGUGACAUGCAUAAAUCGGGAGAGGAAAUUAACAGCUUCACUGUUUCUAGUGUACUAGCAGCUUGUGCAAAUCCAGCUAUGUUGAACGAGACAUUACAAAUCCAUUGCUGGAUUCUGAAGAUAGGGCUCUGUUUGGACGCUGUUGUGAAAGCAUCUCUAAUAAACACAUAUUCAAAAGUAGGAGCCGUUAAUUAUUCUGAACUAGCAUUCACAGAAUCUGAGGAUCUGAAGCAAGUAGGUAUCUGGGCUAGUAUGAUUUCUGCAUUCGUUCACAGUGAAAUUUAUGAAAAGGCCCUUAGUUUAUUUCAGAGAAUGCUAAAAGUGGGUAUCACACCUGAUAAAUUUAGUGUCUCCAGUAUUAUGGGCAUAAUAGGCAGUUUAACGUUAGGGAGGCACGUUCAUGGCUAUACUAUAAAAGUGGGCCUGGCGUCUGAUGUUUCUGUAGGGAGUUCAAUUUUCACGAUGUACUCCAAAUGUGGCAACUUGGAGGAGUCUUUGAAAGCCUUUGACCAACUUGAUAAGAAAGAUAAUGUUUCUUGGACCUCCAUGAUUGCUGGUUUUACAGAACACGGAUGCCCGGACAGGUCUAUUCAGUUAUUUCGCAUGUGUUUCGAAGAAUCCAUUCUUGAUGAAAAGAUUUUAGCUUGUGUUUUGAAUGCAUGUUCUGCUCUUCGUUCACUUAGCAUAGGUAGAGAAAGUCACGGAUUUUGUCUUCGAUUUGGCUUUAACGAUCACUCCAUCAUUGAUGAAGCACUGGUGAAUAUGUACUCUAAAUGUGGUGAUCUCAAGUCAGCAAGAAUUAUUUUUAAUGCAAUGCCAUUCAAGAGUCGAGUUACAUGGUCCUCCUUAAUUUCAGGGUUUUCCCAGAAUGGGCAAGUUGAGGAGACUCUUCAACUUUUUCACGAAAUGCUUUCAUCUAACAUAAGCAUCGAUGCCUUCACAAUCUCCUCAGUCGUUGGGGCUCUUGUGAAUUCUUGUGAAUCUAGAUUCGGCACUCCUUUUCAUGCGUACAUCAUAAAAAUCGGUUUAGAAUCAGAAUCUUCCGUGGGAAGCUCACUUAUCAUGAUGUACUCUAGAACCGGAGAAAUCGAGACAUGUGUUGAAGUAUUUCAAAAAAUUACCGACCCCGAUUUAGUUAGCUUCACAACAAUGAUCGCAAGCUAUGCACAUCACAGUAAAGGACAGGAGGCCUUGCAAUUGUUCGAUCUUAUGAAGAAAUCCGGAAUAAAGCCCGAUGGUGCAACUUUUGCCAGUGUUCUAUCUGCUUGUAGUCAUGCAGGUUUGGUACAACAAGGGUAUUUUUUCUUGAACUCAAUGAUUAGAGACUAUGAAAUCGAGCCUGGUCAAAAGCAUUACGCGUGCAUGGUUGACCUUCUCGGUCGUGCAGGAAAAUUGGAAGAGGCUGAGAGAUUUAUUUUUAAUAUGCCUAUAGAACCGGAUAUUUUGGUGUGGGAAACUCUACUUGCUGCUUGCAAAGUGCAUGGUGAUCGUGAGCUCGGAAAAAUGGCUGCCGAGAAGAUUAUGGAAUUGCGGCCCAAUGAUGCCGGUGCUUAUAUUUCGGUUUCGAAUAUUUGUGCUGAGGCAGGCGAUUGGGAGCGUGUGGUUGGAAUAAGAAGCUCGAUGAGAGAAGUUGGAGUGAGAAAGAAUGAACCAGGGUGGAGUGUAGUGUGA
Messenger RNA from Striga hermonthica, 2700 nucleotides. The record is from the annotation of a GenBank genome assembly. NCBI's taxonomy places the organism in Eukaryota, Viridiplantae, Streptophyta, Magnoliopsida, Lamiales, Orobanchaceae.